AUUUCUUAUGAAACCUGUAAAAGUAUCUCGUAUUAAAAUAUAUAUAAUAAAUUUCAUACCAAUUUAUUUCCAGAAAAUGGUUCGGUACGCCACAGAACCAGAAAACCCUACCAAAUCGGCCAAGGCCAGAGGGUCAUACUUGAGAGUGCAUUUCAAGAACACAAGGGAAACGGCCCAGGCUGUAAAACACAUGCAUGUCAAAAGAGCCACAAGAUACUUGAAAAAUGUGAUGGGCAUGAAAGAAUGUGUACCUUUCAGAAGAUUUAAUCAUAGAAUUGGAAGAACCGCACAGGCAAAACAAUUCAACACAACACAAGGUAGAUGGCCCAAGAAAAGUGCUGAAUUUCUCCUUCAGUUGUUGAAAAAUGCUGAAAGUAAUGCUGAAUACAAGGGUUUAGAUGUUGAUCACUUAGUGAUUGAACACAUAAUGGUUAAUGAGGCUCCCAAGAUGAGAAGGAGAACAUACAGAGCUCAUGGUCGAAUUAACCCCUACAUGAGCAGUCCCUGCCAUAUAGAAGUUAUCUUGGCAGAAAGAGAAAUAGCAGUACCUAAACCUGGAGGUACAGAGGAGGAACCAACAAAGAAAAAAGUUUCUCAGAAAAAACUCAAAAAGCAGAAAAUGAUGAUGAGAGACUAAAUAUUUUAAAUAAAUUGUGGUUCCAAAUGA
Molecule: messenger RNA, 667 nt
Organism: Mytilus californianus (California mussel)
Lineage: Eukaryota; Metazoa; Mollusca; Bivalvia; Mytilida; Mytilidae
Product: 60S ribosomal protein L17-like
Exons: 6
Coding region: 8-637 (209 amino acids)
Biological process (GO): cytoplasmic translation
Cellular component (GO): ribosome; cytosolic large ribosomal subunit
Molecular function (GO): structural constituent of ribosome
Source: RefSeq, a predicted model, not a curated record